CCAAACAGCGCCCACUGAUUGGUCAAAACGCAGUCAUCUUGUAAAAAUAACUCGAUUUGCAUUCCGUAGAUUUUGUCGUGAAAAUUGCAUUUUUACGAUCAAAAUCUCGUCGAAAGUGAAAAUUCCUGUGAAACUUGAAUACCCGUGAGUGUGCUUCAGCUGCGGCUAGCAAAAUGGUUACGUUUCGCGACGGCAGAAAGUUGCGAGCGUCAAUGUUUUAAUUGACUGCGGAAUCCAUAGUUUUUUCGCCCUAUCAUCACUGCCAUCCACAGAGCAUAAAAUCCCGUUUUCUUCCACCCGAAGCUAUCGAUAAAAUUUUUACUAGUCGAACUGGAUCUGGGAACAACUUAAAGCAGGAAGUAGGAUAUAUAGCACAAUUUAAAGGGAGUUUGUCGCCGAAGAAGAGCGCCGUAGGCCGGACAAAAAAGGCUUCCUCGCUCUUUUGUACGGCCCAGGUUCGCAGUAAAAUUUGCAAAGAUAGAUACCGUGUGGGGUUGGGCCUCUGCCCCGCUGCGUCUAGCGGCCAACAGGAUGGGCGACGUAUUAAUUUCUGACCGUCCUCCAUCUCCGGCAAGACUGUCCCACACGUCGGAGAAGCAUCCGCGUGUCACGCUAACCGAACUGAACGUCCUCCGUCGACAUCGAGAGCUGUGCGAUGUGGUAAUCAAUGUCAGCGGACGGAAAAUCUUUGCUCAUCGGGUAAUCCUGUCGGCAUGCAGUCCGUACUUUCGGGCCAUGUUUACAGGAGAGCUGGAAGAAUCCCGUCAAACCGAAGUGACUAUCCGGGACAUUGACGAGAAUGCGAUGGAAUUGUUGAUCGACUUUUGCUACACCUCCCAUAUCGUGGUAGAGGAAUCCAACGUCCAAACAUUACUUCCAGCGGCAUGUCUUCUGCAAUUGGCGGAAAUUCAGGAUAUCUGCUGCGAGUUUUUGAAACGUCAACUGGAUCCAACGAACUGUUUAGGUAUACGGGCAUUUGCCGAUACGCACUCGUGUCGUGAAUUGCUUCGAAUCGCGGAUAAAUUUACUCAGCACAACUUUCAAGAGGUGAUGGAAAGUGAGGAGUUUUUGUUACUUCCGGUUGGUCAAUUAGUAGACAUUAUAUGCAGUGACGAGCUCAACGUUCGAUCGGAAGAGCAAGUGUUCAAUGCUGUGAUGGCAUGGUUAAAAUACAACGUGGCCGAGCGUCGACAACAUUUGGCGCAAGUUCUGCAGCAUGUUAGAAUGCCUCUGUUGAGUCCUAAAUUUUUAGUUGGAACUGUAGGAUCGGACCUUUUGGUACGUUCCGACGAAGCCUGUCGUGAUCUGGUAGAUGAAGCGAAAAAUUACUUGUUGCUUCCACAAGAGAGGCCUUUGAUGCAGGGACCACGGACGCGCCCUAGGAAGCCAACCAGACGAGGGGAGGUACUGUUUGCCGUUGGUGGUUGGUGUUCAGGAGAUGCCAUCGCUUCAGUCGAACGGUUCGAUCCGGAGACGGCCGAUUGGAAAAUGGUUGCCCCUAUGAGUAAGCGGCGCUGUGGUGUCGGUGUUGCUGUGCUGAACGAUCUUCUGUACGCUGUCGGAGGACAUGACGGGCAAAGUUAUCUGAACAGCAUUGAAAGGUACGAUCCGCAGACUAAUCAGUGGAGCUGUGAUGUUGCGCCAACAACUAGCUGCCGGACCAGUGUUGGUGUGGCAGUUCUCGAUGGAUUUCUGUAUGCCGUUGGUGGUCAGGAUGGAGUGCAGUGUCUGAAUCAUGUCGAACGGUACGAUCCGAAGGAGAACAAGUGGUCGAAGGUAGCCCCCAUGACUACACGCCGUCUAGGCGUGGCCGUUGCUGUGCUGGGAGGCUACCUAUACGCCAUUGGUGGCUCCGAUGGUCAGUGUCCGUUGAACACGGUGGAACGCUACGAUCCCCGACAGAACAAGUGGUGCGCUGUUAGUCCGAUGUCGACCAGGCGGAAGCAUCUAGGCUGUGCGGUGUUUAACAACUUCAUCUAUGCCGUCGGUGGCCGAGAUGACUGCAUGGAACUGUCGUCCGCGGAGCGCUACAACCCGCACACGAAUUCAUGGAGCCCGAUUGUGGCUAUGACGUCUAGGCGAAGUGGGGUCGGCCUGGCGGUGGUAAACGGGCAACUCUAUGCCGUGGGCGGCUUCGACGGUACAGCCUAUCUGAAAACCAUCGAAGUGUACGAUCCAGAGACGAACCAGUGGCGCCUGUGCGGUUGCAUGAACUACCGACGGCUUGGCGGUGGUGUAGGCGUUAUGCGGGCUCCGCAAACCGAGAACUAUAUGUGGAUACGAAAAGAUUCUGUUGUUUAACAUUCAUACACACUCGAACUCGACUAGCUUGAGAAUUAAACUAGUAAGUGAGAUCUGUCGCACACAUUUGCGGACGAAUAAAUUAUUGAUUAGCUUUUUUCGGGAACGGCAGAAAUUUGUACGGCUACGGCUAAACGAGUUUGAUCAAAUUCAGGGAACCAUCAAAUACAAACAAACAAACAAACAAAAACAUAUGGAUAUCAACGCAAAGCGUCCUUCUGGGGAGUCUGAUGCUCUGAAUUCCUUCCCACAUUGAUCGUGGCCGUUACGAAAUUUCGCAGUGAUAAUCAAAAACAAACAGGCAUUUUAAACGGCAAAAAAACAAGUAAAAAUUCGUUUUAAAAGUACACCUAUCAUAAAUUGUCAUCAGUCACCAUAUGAACAGAAAACUGCACUUGCACACGCUAGAUGUUAGUGAAAAAAAUUACACUAAUUUAAUUCGAACAUUACGUUAGGCACGCCCACAUCGUCUAUAUAGUGUAUAACAGCCACAAGUUCUGAUAGCAACAGUGAAACACCGCGGGAACUUGUGCUGGUUAUGCAAUUAAAUUUCGAUUUGUGUAUUUCGUUUAGAUUCUUUUAUUAUUUCCAUCAUGCGCUGAAAUGUGCUGCUGUGUUCCAUCAGUGUAUGUGUGUUAUAUUGUUUACAUGUUUACAUCAGAAAUUCAUGCACUAUGUGUGUAACAUAAA
Topomyia yanbarensis is the source of this 2991-nucleotide messenger RNA. RefSeq names its product kelch-like protein diablo. The record is from RefSeq and is a predicted model, not a curated record. The coding region runs from base 532 to 2301 and encodes 589 amino acids. The transcript has 5 exons. Lineage: Eukaryota; Metazoa; Arthropoda; Insecta; Diptera; Culicidae. Gene Ontology annotation, molecular function: protein binding.